ACCUGGGAAAUCCAUUUACUGGUCCCUACUUUUAGCCACUAUAAUGUUGCCACAUUGGUUGGUCCCGACCUCUUCCCCUCGCCAGAAUUGAUCAUCGAAUCUCGCUCUGCUUCGCCAGUUCGCUCACCAUUCGCCCGAAAUCUCCAUGACCAAAAAGUUGUGGCUCAGAUUCCCCCAGUCCUGGCCUACUCUUAUGGUUUGCGACCUUACUGUAGAGAGAGUUAGGGUGGAACUGCGAGGAGAGAGGGAGAGAGAGCGAGGGUUCUGGAGUUAGGCAUGCCGAAUCGACAGCUCCCUUCGCCGGCCAUAACAGCCUCCAUGUUUCUACUUGUACAUAAACCCACGAUGGCAAGAUGGGCGAUUGUAGAUAGGAUUGCACUGGGUGCUAAUGUGAGGCGAAGGAGAUCAAGGGAGGAGAGGAAUAGAGAGAUAGACAUGAGGCUGCGACCACCGGAGUUUCUUUCCUGUUUCUAUGGUUUCUUUGUAAUGGGAAUGAGCCCAGUGAGGGAGCUGGCUAAGAUGAGAAAACCUUACACGAUUACGAAGCAGCGAGAGAAGUGGACAGACGAGGAGCAUAACAGGUUCUUGGAAGCGCUCAGGCUGCAUGGCAGGGCAUGGCAGCGUAUUCAAGAGCAUAUCAGUACAAAGACUGCUGUUCAGAUAAGAAGUCAUGCGCAGAAGUUUUUUUUAAAGUUGGAGAAUGGGACUGGAGGCAUGUCACCUGGACAUCCUCAUGACAUAGAAAUUCCUCCCCCAAGGCCUAAACGAAAACCAUGUAGUUCAUAUCCUCGGAAGACCGGUGCAGCCUCACAAAGUCCAUUUGUGGAAGUAAAAGAGAAAAAUUUGUCACAGGCUUUUGUUUCGCUAGGAACUGAUGAAGUGGCAAUGGAUACUAAGAUUAAGUCUUAUCAGGAACCAGUGAAAGUUGCAAUUGAACAAAAUACAAAGCAGGCAUUUGGAGAAGGCACUUCAUCCGCUUCUAUCUAUUUUCAUCUUAAUAGCACUUCAGAACCUUUAGAACAGAUGCCAACAUUGGAAGAGUUGAAAGAAACUAGAAGUAGAAUAACAAAAGAACUGAGAAAAAAUGAUUCUGAUUUACAAAUUUUUGGAAUGAGUACAGAUUCUCGGUUUGGUUUCACUACUGAAGAGAAAUGGCAAGUACUAGGCCAUAUGGAGAUGCCAUUUACAUCAUGGAAGGACAAUCUACAAGGUGGUGAAAACCAUGAAAAUAUUCCUGCUCAAUUUGAAGGUACAAAAUAUUCUGAUGAAGAUAUCUCAAAAUCAGUGUCAACUCAACUAGAAGCAAAUGCAGAUCUUAACCUGUCACUUGAUUCUACAAGAACAACAAUACAUCGGACAAAAAACUCAAUUUCAUCCAUCCAUCAGGCGGUUCCAUCCAUCUCACUUCAUAACCCGUUCAGUAAUGAUGACAAUCCAUUUAGUGCACUUAUAAACUUAACCAACUACUUUCCAAGUCUCCUUGUAUCUGCCUUGUCACAAAAUCCAGCAGUUCAUCAAGCAGCUAGCAUUGCAGCUGCUUCACUGCCACCUGCCUAUGUGGAUUUUUCUAUGCAAUCAAAUAGCAAGUUAGUUGGCGAAGCUCCAGAGAAACAAUCUAGCGCAUCUUCUGGCAUAUCGGCUAUUGUAACAGCCACAAUUGCCGCUGCAGCUGCUUGGUGGAGGGUUCAUGGGCUAUUGCAAUCUCCUUCUCAGCCAAACCACGCAUUUACCCAAGUAAUGGUGCAAGCCACAGAGUCGGCCCAAGUUCCUGAAGAUAACAGUGACUCUAAAGGAAAUUUUAGCCAAACUCAUAAGCGGAAAUUUCAACAAAUCGAACAGCAGGAGACAAACAUAGCGAUACAACCUUCCUCUGCAUUAUUAGAGAUCUCUUCAUCACCAGAUACCUGCCAAAGCACAAAAUCUGCAAGGUCUCCAAAAUCUACCAAGUGCGCAGAAACAGCAAUUUGUGGAAUCCAUGAUGUUGAUCAUGUUCCAGGCAAAAAGAAACAUGAUCCGUCCUCCUGUGAUUCUAACACAUCGCCCAGCAGUGAAGUAGAGAAAGAUGCAGCUUUGAACAAGGAAGAAGCCAAAGGAAUCAAUGAACAAGGUGAACAAGGCCCGUCCAUUAUUCAGGAGUUUGGGGAUACUCCGGGGAUUAGCAAAUCUAGUACUGAAGGUCUCAAACAGGACUCGAUUGCUUUUGAAGAGCUAUUUUAUCGGCAGUUGCUGCCGCACUGUUUCUCCCCACUGCAUUUGGAUGGCAACUGGACCACAAAUUCAGGAAAUGAGGAAGCUCCUGGACUGCAGAUCGACCUCAACAGGAAGGUAUUCACUCCAUCAUCUACUUGCAACAUUUCCAGGGAAAAUGCACAAAGUAGCACCAACAAUGGAUCAGAAGUUGCAACAUUCAACAGGCACUUGGUGGAAACCGAGGAGAGGAAAGCAGUGGAAAGAGAGCUUGUCUAUGAGUAGAAUCUUUAAAGUGCAGAAAAUCUGCCUGGUUAGCAUAGUUUCAUAUUGGCAUUUUGGAUUGGAAUUGAAUUUUAAAGCUUAAUAAAUCAUGAAACCCCGCAAGGUGAUAGACUUGAUCCCUUUGAUUCUUUUCUAUUAUUGGUAAGAUAACUUUGUAGUAGUUGUUUGGGGUGGUGCCUUAAGAGAACCUUCCUGCAAAUGAAAUAAAUAUGUAGAAGCUGAGCAUACUUCUAUAAACUAAUUGAUUGAGUUGAUUUCAAUCACAGCAGUUUGAGUUUAUUA
Messenger RNA from Dendrobium catenatum, 2754 nucleotides. Its product is annotated as protein LHY. Gene Ontology annotation, molecular function: DNA binding. The record is from RefSeq and is a predicted model, not a curated record. NCBI's taxonomy places the organism in Eukaryota, Viridiplantae, Streptophyta, Magnoliopsida, Asparagales, Orchidaceae. The transcript has 8 exons. Bases 277 to 2472 code for a protein of 731 amino acids.